Molecule: messenger RNA, 1245 nt
Organism: Diabrotica virgifera virgifera (western corn rootworm)
Lineage: Eukaryota; Metazoa; Arthropoda; Insecta; Coleoptera; Chrysomelidae
Exons: 1
Coding region: 1-1245 (414 amino acids)
Source: RefSeq, a predicted model, not a curated record
AUGGAAAUUCUUCACGUUACUGGUCAACCAUUUAAUGAUUAUAGUAUUGAGGAAUAUCAAUUCCAUACUUACCAACCAUACAUUCCUGGAAAGUUAGGAUAUAAUGAUGAAAUUCGUAUUCCUAUUCAAGAUCUGGAUGCGCUAACAGUUCCAGCAAAUAGUUAUCUCUAUAUCGAAGGUCAACUUCUUACCCAUGAUAAUAAAGUGCCAACAAAACUAAAAUUUAUUAAUAAUGCUAUAGCUUACUUGUUUCGUGAAAUACGUUUUGAAUUAAAUGGGGUAGUGAUUGACUCAGUACGUGAUGUAGGAUUAGUAUCAAGUAUUAAAAGCUACCUUAGUCUUAACGAAAACCAAAGCCUGCAAUUGCAAAAUGCUGGGUGGUUUCCAAAAAGGAGUAGACUGGAAACUAAUAAAGAAGUCCCCACAAACAAUGUGUUGGUGGAUUCACAUGGAAACUUUAACGUCUGUAUUCCAUUACGAUUACUACUAGGUUUUUGUGAAGACUUUACCAAGGUCAUCUUAAACGUUAAAAUGGAGUUAAUACUAAUUCGGUCAAACGAUGAUAUUGACGCAGUAGUAAGCGAAGAUGAGAGCGAACGACCAAAAAUUGAUAUUACUAAAUUAAAUUGGGAAGUGCCACAUGUUACUCCUAGUAUUCGAGAACAGUUGCGACUUAAUAAGAUUUCACAUUCAAAUCAAGAACUUCCUAUUAAAUUUCGUAGUUGGCAAAUGAUUGAAUAUCCAGCCCUAAAUAACUCUACACGACAUACAUGGUCAGUGCGAACCAGUACAAAAAUUGAAACCCCACGACACAUAAUUGUAGCUUUUCAAAAUAACAGAAAAUCGAAAUUAACAAAAGAUAUGAGUAAAUUUGAUCAUUGCACUUUAAAAAAUAUCAAAGUGUUUUUAAAUUCUGAAAGAUAUCCCUAUAAUGAUCUUCAAAUAGACUUUAAAACUAAUAGGUUUGCCAAACUAUAUGAGAUGUUUGCUAAUUUCCAGGAAAGUUAUUAUCAUAUGACCUUAAACCAACCCAUAUUCAACCCUAAUGACUUUCAAACGAUUGCCCCGCUUGUACAUAUUGACUGUUCGCGCCAAAAAGAAGUGGUCCAGGUUGGGUCCGUUGUGCUACGUAUAGAAUUUGAAACAGAUGAACCAACAACCUCUGAUAUCUCAGCAUAUUGUCUAAUACUCCAUGAGAAAGAAUUCACAUAUAACCCACUAACAAAAAUUGUGAAACAAUUAUAA